CAGUUUUUCUUAGAGAAUAGAAAACACAUGUGUUUUCUUUUGCAAGACAUUUUAAUUCAAAAUCAAGUCAUAGUUAUCAAAUUUUAAAUCACAAUCCUAAUUUAAUGCACAAUGCCUAAAAUUGAAGAGAAACCUAAAGUAAUUUUAGAAGAAUUCAGAGUCAAGGUUUGUUGAUUUAAUUAAAAUAUAGCAAAGGUAAAGAAUGCGCCAGACGACUACGGACUAGCAGAUGAAAAAUGGAACUUUAAAAAAUUUGUUAAAAAGUUCCGCAUAGUAAUAGUGCGAAUGGACAACUUUGAAAUGGAAUUCGACUUGAUUGGCAUCCAACCCGCUUUUGCCAAUGCUUUUCGAAGACUAAUGCUUAGUGAGGUACCUAGUAUGGCAAUAGAGAAAGUUAUGAUUAGAAACAACACUUCUAUAAUUCAAGAUGAAGUUUUGGCUCACAGAUUGGGCUUGAUUCCUUUGAAAGCUGAUCCCAGAUUGUUUGAAUAUCGCCCUGAAGAUGCAAGUGAAGGCACAGAAUUUGACACGUUAGAAUUCACAUUGAAAGUAAGAUGCUCCAACAAUAAAUCACAGCCUAAAGAUUCAUACAGAUCAGAAGACUUGUAUGAAAACCACAGUGUGUACUCAUCUCAAAUGAAAUGGCAACCAAUUGGUAACCAAGCUUCAGUACACAAGGAGGCAGAUGUAGGCCCUGUCCAUGGAGAUAUUCUAAUUUCAAAGAUGAGGCCGGGGCAUGAAUUAGACCUGCAGUUGGUUGCUGUGAAGGGUAUUGGAAAAGAUCAUGCGAAGUUUUCACCAGUAGCCACAGCAUCUUACCGAUUGUUACCUGAAAUAAGCUUGACUCGCGAGGUAUCUGGAAGCGAAGCCACAUUACUCCAGACAUGCUUCUCCCCUGGUGUGAUUGACAUUCAUUCUGAUGGUCGUGCUUAUGUAAAGGAAGCUCGCUAUGACAUGUGCAGCAGGAAUGUCUACAAAUACAAUGAGAUCAAAGAUGCAGUCAUACUGAGUAGAAUCAGGGAUCAUUUUAUAUUCAAUGUGGAGUCUGUGGGAGCCAUGCCACCUAAUGUUAUUUUUGUGGAAGCAGUGAAAAUAUUAAGAGAUAAAUGUAAAUCCUUGUUAGAUGAAUUAAACAUAUUAUAAUAGAGGCAUUGGUUAAUACAUGA
Messenger RNA from Plodia interpunctella (Indianmeal moth), 1166 nucleotides. It is a transcript of the gene Polr1C, whose product is annotated as RNA polymerase I and III subunit C. Gene Ontology annotation, cellular component: RNA polymerase I complex; RNA polymerase III complex. Gene Ontology annotation, molecular function: protein dimerization activity; DNA binding. Gene Ontology annotation, biological process: DNA-templated transcription. The transcript has 6 exons. NCBI's taxonomy places the organism in Eukaryota, Metazoa, Arthropoda, Insecta, Lepidoptera, Pyralidae. The coding region runs from base 286 to 1143 and encodes 285 amino acids. The record is from RefSeq and is a predicted model, not a curated record.